Dujonia railenensis is the source of this 1395-nucleotide messenger RNA. The record is from the annotation of a GenBank genome assembly. Lineage: Eukaryota; Fungi; Ascomycota; Pichiomycetes; Serinales; Debaryomycetaceae.
AUGCUUUCGAGACGGGUUAGAACUUUCAAGCGGCACUUGAAUACGAACGAUGCGUACAAUGCGUUUAUCUCUAAACCAAGCAGUGUGUCACCUGGUGUGGAUGGUCGCAUACUAUCGCAUCUCACAUACACAUUGAAGGACAACUUCAUGAACUCAGACAGCACUACCUGCGCAUCGAAAUUGCUCUCUAACUUCAAGUCACCGUACUCCGCCACGGCCGCAUCAUUGAUCGACGAAAAUGGAGGGCAAUUCCGGGGUAAAAACAAUAUGGAUGAGUUUGGUAUGGGCUCUUCUAAUACCAACUCUUACUAUGGAGCUGCAACCAAUCCAAAAUACGAGGACGGAGACCGUAUUGCAGGUGGCUCCUCUGGUGGGUCUGCUGCUGCUGUGUCCGCAGGUGUCGUUAACUUCAGCUUGGGGACUGACACUGGAGGCUCGGUUCGGCUCCCUGCGAGCUACUGUGGGGUCAUUGGAUUCAAGCCCAGCUACGGAAGGAUCUCCAGGUGGGGUGUUGUGGCCUAUGCCCAAUCCUUGGAUACCGUAGGCAUUCUUGCUAGAGACAUGGAUACAGUAGAAAAAGUGUAUGGAGUUUUGAAUCGACAUGACGAAAAGGACCCAACCUCGCUACCUGCUGGUAUCAGGGAUAUGCUCCAGAGUGUAGAAGAGGCUGUAGACCCUGGUGCUGGCGAAGGGCUUACGAUAGGUAUCCCGCAGGAAUUUCUAGUGAAGGAGCUCUCGCCGCAGAAUAGAGAGUGCUGGCUCAAUGCGGUGGAAAGGCUUCAGGACAUGGGACAUACGAUCAAAAGGAUUUCUAUUCCUUCCAUAAAGAGCCUGUUGCUGGCCUACUAUACGAUAGCCACUGCAGAAGCUGCCUCCAACUUGUCGCGGUACGAUGGGUUGAGAUACGGGUUUUCACAAGAAGCACCUGAGGACGUCGACUUAGACACUGUUUCCGCUCUAAUUGCAAAGAAUAGGUCCUUGGGUUUCGGACCAGAGGUCCAAAAGAGAAUCCUACUAGGUAACUAUACACUUUCAUCUGAUUCUGGAAAUCACUAUUUGAAAGCUACACAGGUUAGAAAGCAAUUGGUGCACGAGUUUAAUGGUAUUUUCAAGUCUCCUAACUUCUUGACUAACAGUUUGGAUGCUCAAGAAGAUGGCUGUGAUGUCUUGAUAUCUCCAACAUCCGUUGGGGAUACUCCCACAAUAGAGGAAUUCUUAAGGAACGACGCAGACAAUUUCUUGAACAGUUACGCCAACGACUUGCUAACCAUUCCAGCAUCUUUGGCCGGAUUGCCAGCGAUAUCGAUACCGUGGGGCAACCAGAGUAUCCAGAUAAUGUCGCAGUUUGGUAAUGAACAUAUAUUAUUUAGAGCAAGUAGAUAUUUGCUCAACUGA